AAGUAGGAAGGUUGGAAGGCCUGGACCAAUCGAAAAGAACCACAUGGUCGAGUGUCGCGUCACUUUACGUCCGUGUUCGUUGAUCGAAAAAGGUAGAAACAAGUAGAACGAUACCUACAUCCACGGGAGUUAUGUCGGGACUGGUUGAUCGAAGAAAAUUUCAAACGAAAGCAUGUUGGUGUCGCGUGGAAACUUUGUUUACGCGUUCGACGAGAAGUCCCCGUACGUGAAGGAUAAUAGGAGCCAAGAGAAUGCGAUCAACGUUAUGACGGCAAAUCGGAUCGUUGUGUUUCUCGUAUUUGUGUCCGGUGUAGCGGUUGCUGUCAUCGGCACCCUGCUGUCCCAAUACAUUCGAAGUGCAUCCAAAGGUUUACCAGAACCAUACUCCCUUUCAGACUAUGACUUUCGCCACGUAUUUAUUCCGUUGCCCUCGGAGGGGACGUUGGACCUGUACGAUGAAUCCACCUUGGGCGUAGCGUUACCCACCUCGUCCCAACUGGAUCAACUGAAAAUGCAAAAUAACGCUAGGACCACCGCGGAGGCGUUAACGUCGUUGCACUUGGCGCUGGAGAUGAAAUUAUCUGGAAAGCAAAAGAAAGCGGUGAAAUUGUUUCAGCAUGCGGUGGCACUGGCCCCUCGUCAUCCAGAUAUCUUGAAUCAUUACGGAGAGUUCCUGGAACACACGCAAAACGAUGUAAUCAAAGCGAACGAGUAUUACGUACGAGCAUUGACUUACCAACCGAAUCACGAGGGUGCCCUGAUAAACAGUCAGAGAACAGCCCGGGUCGUGGAAGAGUUGGAUCGAAGAAUGCUCAGGCGUAUAGACGAGAAACGAAACGCGUUGUCGGCUAUACCGGAUAACAACGCGGCGUUGAUUCGCGCGAAAAAGGAAGCUUACUUCCAGCAUAUCUAUCACACCGUUGGCAUAGAGGGAAACACGAUGAAUCUGGCUCAAACCAGAGCGAUCGUUGAAACGCGAACCGCGGUAGCUGGUAAGAGCAUCGAUGAACACAACGAAAUUCUAGGUCUCGACGCCGCGAUGAAGUACAUAAACGCGACGCUGGUCAACCGAGUCGGAUCUAUUUCCAUCAAAGAUAUACUUGAGAUCCACACGCGUGUAUUGGGUCACGUGGAUCCCGUCCAAGGUGGCCAGUUUCGACGUACUCAGGUGUACGUCGGUGGUCACAUCCCUCCUGGUCCUGGUGACAUACAUUAUCUCAUGGAGGAGUUUGCGUUGUGGUUAAACAGCGAGAGGGCUAUUCGAAUGCAUCCUGUCAGGUACGCGGCUCUGGCACACUACAAAUUGGUGCACAUACAUCCAUUUUCAGACGGCAACGGAAGAACGUCUCGUUUGCUGAUGAACAUGAUCUUAAUGCAGGCUGGUUAUCCGCCGGUUAUCAUUCACAAGCAGCAUCGACACACUUAUUAUGAAAAUCUUCAGAUUGCGAAUUCAGGGGAUGUUCGGCCGUUCGUUAGAUUCAUCGCCGAGUGUACCGAGCAAACGUUGGAUCUGUUCUUGUGGGCGACCAGUGAGUUUUCCAGGCAAGUUCCCGCUCUUAGCCAAGAUACCCUGUUUACCGAACGGCAGGACACGAUCGCUUUAGAGGAUGAUGGCAGCGGUGAGGACAGCUUGGACGACGACUGACACCUGUACGGGUGAAUUGUCGCGGAAUUUCACGCGACGUAUCUUUAGUAUUUUCACGACCAAAGAAUUCUCUGCGCGUUGAUUCGCGCAGAGAAACCCAUGAUCGUCGACGAGUCGACGGUACAAAUAUGCUUCCGUUACACAAAAGUUUCCGUUCCGCUCUAUCGUACAUUUUUUGUCGCGGUUAGAAUAAAAUGCAUCGCAGAAACGCAUGGACGUUACAAAAUCCGAUCAAAGACUGUGAUCUAACGUAAGAAUCUUUGUAAGUAGUAUAUUUAACAGGGAGGAAGACUUUUAAACGUCGGUAGAUCUAUCUUGCCGUAAAACUAAGUAUCGCGUGUAGAUAAAUGCAAAUCUUACUUGCUGGUCAAGUUAUUUGCUACGUAUAGAAGAAUGUAAAUACGUACACUGCUUUUAAUAAAUACGUUAUUUUCGAAA
Osmia bicornis bicornis is the source of this 2083-nucleotide messenger RNA. RefSeq names its product protein adenylyltransferase Fic (gene Fic). Bases 173 to 1645 code for a protein of 490 amino acids. The transcript has 3 exons. The record is from RefSeq and is a predicted model, not a curated record. Gene Ontology annotation, molecular function: protein binding. NCBI's taxonomy places the organism in Eukaryota, Metazoa, Arthropoda, Insecta, Hymenoptera, Megachilidae.